CACGCACACACGCCUCGCCAUAUAAAAGCCGCGGCUGCAGAUCUGAAAAAUCAUUCCCGCUUCACACAUCCUCCGAAGAUCACCGAUCCGGUCUACUAAUUAAUAAAAUAAAAAACAAAAAUGAAAUCGUUCGUAGCUAUUUCAGCCCUCCUGGCCGUCGCAUGCGCCGCACCACAAUUCUACUCACAAGGGCAGCAGAUCCCCAUCCUACGGCAGACACAGGACAUCAACCCUGACGGCUCAUAUCAGUGGAGCUACGAGACCGGCAACGGCAUCGCUGCGCAGGAGCAAGGCUACCUGAAGAAUGCUGGCAUCAAGGACGCGGAGGCGCAGGUCGCGCAGGGCUCCUUCGGUUACACCUCGCCCGAGGGCAUCCCCAUCUCACUCAGCUACAUCGCUGAUGAGAAUGGUUUCCGCGCUGAGGGCGCUCACCUGCCCACUCCUCCUCCGAUCCCUGAGGCCAUCCUCCGUUCUCUCGAGUACAUCGCCAGUGCUCCGCAACAACCCCAACCCUUCAGAGGUUAGGGCCACACCACACCACGACUAAGGCGCCCUCUAUAAAUAGAUACUCAACUCUAUAAAUAGAUACAGUAAAGUCUACUGUGUAACUUUAGAGUUACUUACUCUAACUUUAUAAUUGUUACUGUGAUUUUUUUUUAUUUGUAAGAAAAUGAGAUUAUUGAUUUAGUUUAAGUUUGUGAGGGAAUAAACGACAAUACUUCAUAUUUU
Messenger RNA from Pectinophora gossypiella (pink bollworm), 729 nucleotides. Its product is annotated as endocuticle structural glycoprotein SgAbd-2-like. NCBI's taxonomy places the organism in Eukaryota, Metazoa, Arthropoda, Insecta, Lepidoptera, Gelechiidae. Gene Ontology annotation, cellular component: chitin-based extracellular matrix. The transcript has 4 exons. Gene Ontology annotation, molecular function: structural constituent of chitin-based larval cuticle. The coding region runs from base 121 to 525 and encodes 134 amino acids. The record is from RefSeq and is a predicted model, not a curated record.